Guillardia theta CCMP2712 is the source of this 804-nucleotide messenger RNA. RefSeq lists its product as hypothetical. The record is from RefSeq and is a predicted model, not a curated record. The transcript has 12 exons. NCBI's taxonomy places the organism in Eukaryota, Cryptophyceae, Pyrenomonadales, Geminigeraceae. Gene Ontology annotation, molecular function: hydroxyacylglutathione hydrolase activity. Bases 1 to 804 code for a protein of 267 amino acids.
AUGAGUGUACAGGCCUCAAAGCUGCAGGUUGAGCAGUUUCCUUGCUUGAACGACAACUACGGUACACCUGAUCAUCUCUUGAUGACAUCUUGUGCAGGGCUCACAGCAGCCAUCGAUACGCCAGAGCUAAAGCCGUACCUCCAUGUCCUGGAAAGAAAGGGGUGGAAGCUUGACUACAUAUUGAACACGCACCAUCAUUUCGAUCACGCAGGUUGCAACCUGGAACUGAAGAAGUCGACAGGGUGCAAGGCAAGUGAAAUCGUUGGACCAAAAGGAGAGAAAGACAAGAUUCCUGGAAUCGACAUCGCUGUUGACCAGGGUGACACAUUCGAUUUCGGAGCCAAGAAAAUUCAUGUCCUGAAUGUGGGGGGCCACACCCAUGGGCACAUAGCGUACUUCCUUCCGGAGGAGAACUGUGCGUUCGUUGGAGACUCCUUGUUCGCUCUCGGAUGUGGCAGGCUCUUCGAAGGUACAUUCCCGCAGAUGUACGACUCCCUUCAACGCCUUGCAAGUCUACCCGAUGACACGGUCUUGUACUGUGCCCACGAGUACACCAUGAGCAACGCGAAGUUUGCCUUAUCAGUGGAGCCCGGCAACCCGAUGCUGCAGAAGCGAUUCGAGCAGAUCAAAAAAUUGAGGGAGGUCGGCAACCCCACGGUGCCUUCGCUCCUCUCAGAGGAAAAGGCUACCAAUCCCUUCCUCAGAACGAGCAGCCCUGAGAUACGAAAUUCAUUAAAGCUGUCGCCUGACGCUAAGGACGUCGAAGUCUUCGCUGCCAUUCGCAAGGCUAAGGACAACUUCUAA